CCUGGGGUCAAGCGUCGCCACGUGCUCUGCAGCCGCCACGUGUUUGCGUGCCCCACGUACUCCACGUGCUCCGCCUCGUCCACCGCGAAUCUCUGCGUCGGUCGCUUGCAACUUCGAACACACAAACGUGUUCUUUUGCUCCCACGUCUAACACAAAAUGCGUCUCGCGACGUGUAAUGUACAGCAGCGAUCUAUGUUUUCUUGUUUAUUUCACCGCUUUGCACAGCUGUGGAUGACAUAACAGCGCCGUGUCCUGUGCCACCGUAUGUAACGCCCAUCUACUUCCCGAGGGUUCACGUGAGCCAUUAUUUAACCCUUCACGUGAGCCAGUAUUUAACCCUUCACGUAACGAGACACAGACCUUAAAACCUCAUCAGGCGCGCACUCAACCUCCAGCCACCGUGGCUCAAGAGAUUAACAGCUGUGCACUGCGCAACGGGAGAUUCUCAACCGAGUGCGCCCCUCGGAGGCCGGGCUGCGGUGUAAAUCCACCGUGACGCCCGGAGGAGAGAAGGAAACAGCCACACAACUACGGGUGGAGGAGGAGACAGCGAGGGAUGAUGUUCGUUUUAUCCAAAGCGCAUCGCCGCCUAUGGCGUCUCUUCGCCUCGCCCACCUCCUCCACGUGCGGUUACAGCAGCAGCAGAAAGAAGGUCGCCACCUCUCCGUCUCGUUACGCGAGCGCCGAGACGGAACGGCUGCAGCUCGAGUACCAGGGCCUGGUGCAGGACCUCGUGGCCGCGAGAUGCGCACAGGGGAGCGCCUCACAAACUCAGCGCCGAGCGCCGUCCAGGUCUCCCGUCCUUCGCUUUCGGUCACCUGCCGACGAGCAGCGGGAGGCGCCAGAGGUCCCCUUCCCGUUCCUCAACGACGAGCGUCAUCAAGAUGAGGGUGGUGGUGGUGGUGAUGAUGAUGGUGAUGAGGAGGAGGUGGUGGCGGCGGCCCCGGCACCUAUACGGGUCGAGGGGCCGCGUGCGGGAGGUCUCUCCAGCGUGACGCGAGUGCUGCAGGGCACCAUGCCCCUGCAGCAGCGCUAUGUGCUCGAGAGGUGGAAGCGGCGCAUGAUUCUGGAGCUCGGCAAAGAGGGCUUUGACCGCUAUUCGCUCGGCGUGCUCCGACAGGGCCGCAAGCUGCACGCCGCCAUCCAAGAAGCCCUGACACAGCGGCUGUCGAACCCCGGCGUGGACCUGCAGCUGGCGACGGUGAUGGAGCAAACGGCGUUCGCGGGUGAGGAAGAGUCGAUGGAAGACAACGAGCUGCUGCGGGGCUACGCGCGGAGCGUACAGCCCGUCCUGGCGGACCUGGGGCGUGUUCGCGCCGUCGAGGGGAAGGUGCAGCACACGCGGCUCCAGUACAUGGGCCACAUCGACUGCCUGGCCGAGUACAGAGGCCAGCUCUGCCUGAUCGACUGGAAGACGUCCGAAAAGCCCAAGCCCAAGCUGCGAGACACAUACGACAACCCGCUGCAGGUGGUGGCCUACGCCGGGGCAGUCAAUUAUGACGCGAACUACGCUCCCCUGCAGGUGGAGAAGGGCAUGGUGGUGGUGGCUUACAGGGACGGCUCGCCGGCGCAUACGCACGUGCUGGAUCCGUGGCUCUGCAUGGAGUACUGGCAGCGCUGGCUGCUGCGUCUGCAGGAGUUCCACUCUCGUGCGAGAGAGGGACAUCCGAAACGGGCGAAGCUGUGAUGCACAAACGCCGAGGAUUCUCCGCGCAUAGCCGUGUAUACCUGGCAGGCUGUUGCGGCAAGUGCUGUCGGCAAGCACAGGUGUGCGCGCACACGCACGCAAACGCACCGUUUGAGACACCUGUCCCAAUAUUUCAACUGUCGCGCUUGGACAUUGAACCGAUGACGUUCUGUAGUGCGAGUCCAGUGUGUGCUAACCAAUGUAUAUAAAAACAUUUCAACGAAGGCUUGUAUAAUAGCAGUCGCAAAUUAUACCCUACUGCCUUUGUACUCGUACAUAUGUACUUUAAUAGUUUUUUGUAUCUUCAAUGCUUUUUUUAUGGAUUCCAGUAAGACGAGUUUCAUUUUGAACAAUCCAAGCAAGUCAACUUAACAUACUCUUUGGUUCUUUCGGUAAAGUCACGUAGGGGAAAAAUAAAAUAAAAAUAAAUAAUAUAAUCACGACGUUUUGGGCGCAACACAAGCGCCCGUCAUCAGGUGGGAUCAC
Molecule: messenger RNA, 2174 nt
Organism: Petromyzon marinus (sea lamprey)
Lineage: Eukaryota; Metazoa; Chordata; Hyperoartia; Petromyzontiformes; Petromyzontidae
Gene: MGME1
Product: mitochondrial genome maintenance exonuclease 1
Biological process (GO): mitochondrial DNA replication
Cellular component (GO): mitochondrion
Molecular function (GO): single-stranded DNA exodeoxyribonuclease activity
Source: RefSeq, a predicted model, not a curated record